Molecule: messenger RNA, 438 nt
Organism: Metarhizium brunneum ARSEF 3297
Lineage: Eukaryota; Fungi; Ascomycota; Sordariomycetes; Hypocreales; Clavicipitaceae
Gene: ndufaf3
Product: NADH dehydrogenase [ubiquinone] 1 alpha subcomplex assembly factor 3
Biological process (GO): mitochondrial respiratory chain complex I assembly
Cellular component (GO): mitochondrial inner membrane
Source: RefSeq, a predicted model, not a curated record
AUGCCCGCGCCCUCCACAUCGGUCGAUGUUUGCAUGUAUGACGGGUUUGGCCUUAAUAGCGGUCUUACAAUCACGGGUGGUAAUGGAGCCCUGUUGGUGAACGGGGAGGCCUUUGCGUGGAGGCCAUGGGAGGCGACGGGAUCAAUGGAGCUUGUAAACAGGAAGGGUCAAUUCGAUCUCCCCAAGGAGGCAUUCGGGAUAUUUGAUCUCCUCUGGCCAAGACCGGAUUUACUCGUCAUUGGUGUCGGAAAGCACAACCUGCCACUCAGCCCAGAAACUAAGAAGCACAUUGCCGAGCAAGGGAUGAGGGUGGAAGUUUUAGACACAAGAAACGCAGCUGCACAGUUCAACCUACUUGCCACCGAACGAGGGGUCUCUGAGGUUGCAGCAGCUUUGAUACCCAUUGGGUGGAAGGAGGGCGUAGGAGCUGAGGCAUGA